GCCGGAAGGGGAGGUGGACGGGCGGCACGUGGCCUGAGGCGAGGGGGCUGCGCCGGUGAGGGCCGCAGGACCGGGAGUCGGGUAGCGACCGUGAGGGAUUUAGAUGUCUCAAUGGAUACGUGGAACUUCUAUACUUGCCUGGUGUCCUUAUGGCUGCAUAGACUUUACAUCUAUUCUGCUGUUGCUUUUGGGAUCAGCAUUUGGAUUGUCAUUCAGUUCACCACCACCAAAACCAAAAAGAAGGGUGAAAAAUCCAACGGAAAUCCUGCUUCUUUUGAAGGAAUAGAAGACAAAGUAGUAAAUGGAUAUGCCACCCUGCAGGCAAAGGAGGUCUAUGUUGCUGGGGUAAAGAUUUUCUAUGGGUCUCAGACUGGCACAGCAAAGAGAUUUGCCAAAGGUCUGGCUGAAGCAGUUAUUUCCCUUAAUUUGCCUGUGGAAGUCAUUAGCAUGGGAGACUAUGAUCCAGAUGAUUGUUUAUCAGAGGAGACAACCAGCAGGAACAUUUGUGUGUUCUUGGUAGCUACAUACACAGAUGGACAGCCAACCGAGAGUGCAGCAUGGUUCUGCAAGUGGUUAGAAGAGGCUGCGAAUGACUUCCGCUUUGGGAAAACAUAUCUGAAAGGCCUGAGAUAUGCUGUGUUUGGCUUGGGAAACUCAGUUUAUGUUGAUCAUUACAACACAGUUGGAAGAAAUAUUGACAGGUGGCUGUGGAUGCUCAGUGCCAGCCGUAUCAUGACUCGUGCUGAGGGGGACUGCAAUGUGGCACAGAGCAAGCAUGGCAGCAUUGAGGCCGACUUUGAAGCCUGGAAAGCCAAGUUCCUCAGUCGGCUCCAGGCACUCUGCAGAGGGGAAAAGAAGCCCUGCAGUGGGAAGUGCAAGAAAGGGAAGUGCAAAUCUCCGGGGAAGCAGAGCAAGGAUUGCUCAGAUCAUGAACAUGGGGCAUCAGAAUAUGAGAAUACUGAGGCAGAGGAGUUGUUUGAAACCAGUAGCGAUGAGGAGGCUGAUGGUGAGGAAGCUGGAGGCACAAAUUCAGUCAUUGAUGUUGAAGAUCUUGGCAGUAUCAUGAGCCACAUGAAGAAAGCAAAGAGAGAACGUGAGCUUGAGGAAGGAGAUACUGGAACGAGCUUGACUCACAAGAAUGCUGGGAGGAAGGAGGAAGGUGAAAAGAGGGAGAUGAUAACCCCGGCUCUGAGAGAAGCGCUCACAAAACAAGGUUACAAACUGAUUGGAAGUCAUUCUGGGGUGAAGCUCUGCCGAUGGACAAAGUCGAUGCUUCGAGGCCGAGGAGGCUGCUAUAAACACACGUUUUAUGGAAUUGAGAGCCACCGCUGCAUGGAGGCCACGCCGAGCCUGGCUUGCGCAAACAAAUGCGUCUUUUGCUGGAGACAUCAUACAAAUCCAGUGGGCACAGAGUGGCGAUGGAAGAUGGACCAACCUGAAAUGAUCUUGCAGGAGGCUAUUGAGAACCAUCAGAAUAUGAUCAAGCAAUUCAAAGGCGUGUCAGGAGUAAAAGCAGAUCGCUUUGAGGAAGCAAUGACAGCAAAGCACUGUGCACUGUCACUAGUGGGAGAGCCCAUCAUGUACCCGGAGAUCAACCAAUUUGUGAAGCUCCUGCACCAGCACAGCAUCUCUAGUUUCCUGGUUACAAAUGCACAGUUCCCAGAUGAGAUUAGGAACCUUGGGCCAGUAACGCAGCUGUAUGUCAGCGUGGAUGCCAGCACCAAAGAGAGCCUGAAGAGAAUUGAUCGACCCCUCUUCAAGGAUUUCUGGCAGAGGUUUUUAGACAGUUUAAAAGCCUUGUCUGAAAAGCAACAGCGUACUGUUUAUAGGCUAACACUGGUGAAAGCUUGGAAUGUGGAUGAACUCAAAGCCUAUGCUGAUCUGAUAUCCCUCGGUAAACCAGACUUCAUCGAGGUCAAGGGUGUGACGUACUGCGGUGAAAGCUCAGCCAGCAACCUCACCAUGGCCAACGUCCCCUGGCACGAGGAGGUGGUGCGCUUCGUCCAGGAGCUGGCCGACCUCAUCCCCGAUUAUGAAAUCGCAUGUGAGCACGAACACUCAAACUGUCUCCUGAUAGCUCACAAAAAGUUCAAGAUCAAUGGCGAGUGGUGGACAUGGAUCGACUAUGACCGCUUCCAGGAGCUGGUGCGAGAGCACGAGAGGAGCAGCAGGUCCAAGACUUUCACAGCGGCCGAUUAUGCAGCGAGAACUCCUUGCUGGGCGCUGUUUGGGUCCAGAGAAAGGGGAUUCGAUCCCUUGGAUGUAAGAUACCAGCGGAAGAACAAAGCGAGAGACAUCUCUGGGUGCUGAGGUUAGGUUGGGGCUCGCCUAACUGUGGGCUGGCUGGCUGCUGACUUUUGUUCUCCAUUUCUAGUCUAACACUGAUUUUUUUAAUCUAUUCACCUAGAUUUUUCUGAUUUUUAUAUUGAGAAGGAGGGUAAAGCCUUCAUUUAACCCUUUCCUCUUCUUAGGGCUUAUUGGGUGAAAAUAUUUAUAAUGCUCUCCAGCUCAAGAUAAAUCACAAAUGGUGCAUGCUAGCAAUUUAUUGUCUCUGGCAGCAUGAUGAGAGAGGCAGUAGCUGCGGUCUCCAUAGCAGAGAGUGUUUGGAGUUGGAUGUGGAGGAGUAGCAUUCAUUUGAAUUCUGUGCCCUGCUGCGAGGAGAGCCUGGCACGUGCUGGCACGCAACUCAGCAGCAAAACAUUCUGCAUCCGUAAGUGCCAAGGGGAUUUCAACGCCACAGGCUGGUUGGAUCUGUGCAGGUGGGACUGCAGAUGGAUCUGGAUCUAAAAGCCUGAGCCCUGCUGGAAGUAUCAUUGUACAGCCAGUAACAAAGAUUUAUGUAUUUUAAACACUGGUGCCAAUUCCUAUAAAGACCCUGUCCCAUCCCCAAGAAGCUGAAGCUUGGGAAUGGUGUAAGUAACAGCACCCCUAUUAAUAUCAUCUGGUAUAUACAACUUCUAGUAUCUCUCCAAAUAUCUUCCAGCUUCAGGGGUUUGGCAAUGAAUAUUUUCCGAGUAGUUUUAUCCCACUCCCCCAGCAGCCCAAAACAACAUACAUUAUUCUUCAAAGUCCUGUUAGGCUCCUGCUGUGUGUGUCCAGUGUCCUGCUGAUGGUAAGGAUGUGCUGUGGGGAGCCAGCAGGCUUGGGUGUCAGUGGAUGGCUUCCUUCGCUCCACCCAGGCAAGUCAACAGUGGUGCUGCUGGUUUGGCUGGAGGCAGUAAUCCGAUGUAAAUGAAAACUGAAUCUGGUUGAGAUCUCUUGUGUCAAGAAACCAAGUCUUUUAGUUUGGAGAGGAGACAUCUAGGUGUGAGGCCCAGUGAUGUGUCCCUGGGCAUUGCUCUCAGAGACCCUGGGCUAUGCCUGGCACUCUGGAUGUACUGCAGUCUGGCUGGAAAACUGCAUUUAAAUGAGAGGAGGGUGGGUUGUUUUCUGUUGGGGGAAAAUCCCCAGUUUCACAUGCCAAUGACCUUUCCCUUUCUGUUUAUGCAACAUCUGUGUUGACUGCAGUCCCCGAUGACUUGCAAAGGAUCAGUCUGCAAACACCCAGGGCAGACCCCUGAUGUCUGGCUGUGCCUUCAGUUGCCAAAUGUCUGAACUAGGCUACAAUGCUACCGCUUCCCGGCUAGCCUCCCAUGCAUCUGCUGAUGGCUUCCACCCUUUGGCAGCCCCCAAGGCACGGGGCAGUGCUGGCCGCUCUCCUCCCUUCUUCCCUCCAUGUUCCCAGCCAGCCUUUUGGGGUGAAUGGGCUGCGGUGUUGGAGGGCAGUGAGGCUCCUCAGUUUCCUCCAUCUGCUGCAUUGUGGCUUGACCUGCUCCAGCUCAAGCCAUUCAGCAGAGGAGGCCGAUUGAACCAGCUGCAGAAAUAGCUUUAAUUUAGACCCAGAGGUGUCAGCUGGUGGAGAGAAGAAAACUCAAUCAUGCUUAAGUGGUUUUGUUUUCCUGUUGAACUCCAGGAGCACAGAUCAGAGGUGUUCACAGUGCUCCCACCUUAAAGGUGAGGUCCAUAAGCCUGCAAUUCCCAGCACCCACGGCGCUGUAGAUGGUGAGCGUUCCUGAGAUUGUGAUUUUAUUUCUUUUUAAAAGAAUCAUAUUUCUUAAGCUGUAAAAAGUGUUUUUAAAGAAGAAAGAAAAUAAAGUAAUUUUCCCUAGAGCACCUUUGGUGUGUCACUGCUGUACAAGACUUUGUAAAGAGGGGAUGCUAAAGGGAUUUUAAGGAGAUACUCUGCAACAUUUGUGCUUUCUAUCUUCUCUCUUUCUUAAUAGCAUGUGGAGUGGAAGGGAGGGCAUCUGUGUCCAUGGAUGAUGGAGAGGGCGUGGCUGAUGGGAGGCUGCUCUAAUGGGUCAGUCACCCGGCUCCCCUCCCCAAAGUGCUGAAUGGAGGUUGGGGGUGGUGAGAAGUUACCAUGCUUCCUCAGGCCAAUGCCAAGCAGGACACAGGUGGCACCAGCAAGCCCUGGGGAGGGACAGGACAUUUUCAAGUCAUCUGGCCAUCUUCCUACAACAGAAACCUGGCACGGUAACGUUACUGCUUUGUGUGCAUUGCAUCACCGAAGUCCAGCUGUGGGACUCUCAACCCCAAGGUGUCCACACUGCGUGAUUGCAUCUGGCUGGAGGCUGAGCUCAGUGUACCAAGUGUCCCAGCCAGGCUGGUGAGACGCUAUGCCUAGGCCUCAUGUGUCAUGGCUGAUCUCAAAAGCUGUCGUUGGGAUGAGCCAGGACAUGGUCAUGGUGAGAUCUGAUCUGGGCUGCUAGUGCUGCUUCCUAGCUAAGACGUCUCUAUGUGCUUCAUCCUUUACAGCCCAUAUAUGGGAGCUGGCGAGUACCCAGCUCAGCUGGGAGGGCUCCUGUUUGUUGCCUUCUUCCACCAGAAAAUGUUUUUUUAUGUUCUUAGUGAUACUUUCUGUUGUUCAGUGAACGGUGGAGGAAAGACAUGGAUUCAUUAAGGGCAUUGAAAGCUCUGGGUGAGGAUCUUGUUGUGUUUGGUUCAGCAGUGGGCACCUGUCUUCAACCAAGGUCUCCAAAAUGACUUUUUUCUUCCUUUCCUGACCAUAUUUUCAAAAUAGGGAUUUGGUUUCCUUAAGUACCUGGCUAGAGAAAGGAUGCUCUCCUUUCCCCUUGUGGAGAAGGAUUUGUUGUGUUCCCACCGUGGCUUCACCAGGGGCAAUCCCAUCCUCUGCUCAGUUGCUCCCCUGUUCUCUCAGUCAUGUUUGACACCAUUUAACUCCCAUCUGGGCUUUGGGGUGAAGCAGAGGGGUUAGCAGCAGAGGAAAGCCCAGGUGCUACAUGCCAAAAGAUUUGAAGCUGUUAACAGGAAAAAAAAUACAUUUACUAGUGACACCUGUUCUCUGACUCCUGUUUCUGAUGGGAGGGAUGCUGUGUGGAAAAGGUGACUUCUCAGAAAUUCCCAGUGUUUGACCACAUUUUAGUUAAAAACUGUUGCGUUCUGGGCUUAUUUUGCAGAACUAAUGCAGUUUCAGUAAAAACAUCGGGGGUGAGAUGCAGCUAUGUGAACACAGAUGUUUAGGAGGUGCAGAGACCUCUCCAGCCACCAGUUCUGCUCUGCAAAACUCUUGGAAGAUCUGGCUCACAUCUGCCAGCCCUGGCAGUUGUCCCAGGGCAUCUCCCAAACCACUAGAUGUGUUGUUUAGGUAGUGGUCUUCCCUGUUUCCUGAUCAGCUGUGGGAUUACUGUCAUCCUUGUUCCUCUGUGUGACCUCUUGUAAAUGUGGAGGAUGGGGGCACCUUCCUGUAGCCAAGUCCUAGGGAAGGGAAGUUCUUCAUGCCAUAAGAAAUAAAGGUCUGUAAGUGUU
Messenger RNA from Aquila chrysaetos chrysaetos, 5808 nucleotides. RefSeq names its product S-adenosyl-L-methionine-dependent tRNA 4-demethylwyosine synthase TYW1-like. Lineage: Eukaryota; Metazoa; Chordata; Aves; Accipitriformes; Accipitridae. The coding region runs from base 112 to 2310 and encodes 732 amino acids. Gene Ontology annotation, molecular function: 4 iron, 4 sulfur cluster binding; catalytic activity; FMN binding. The record is from RefSeq and is a predicted model, not a curated record. The transcript is spliced from 17 exons. Gene Ontology annotation, biological process: wybutosine biosynthetic process.